Messenger RNA from Toxorhynchites rutilus septentrionalis, 4521 nucleotides. RefSeq lists its product as uncharacterized. The coding region runs from base 274 to 4443 and encodes 1389 amino acids. Lineage: Eukaryota; Metazoa; Arthropoda; Insecta; Diptera; Culicidae. Gene Ontology annotation, biological process: tRNA methylation. The record is from RefSeq and is a predicted model, not a curated record. Gene Ontology annotation, molecular function: tRNA (guanine) methyltransferase activity; RNA binding. The transcript is spliced from 7 exons.
AGCCUCGCUAACCGCUGUGUGUUGUUUACAUUUCUAUCAGCUGGUUUCAGUAUUUUUGUGUGACUUAAUUUUCCAUCCUAUUUAUCAAAGAGAGUGAACAAAAGACGUCGCCGGAAUGAAACAAUAGUGUAGAACAAAUAGCUUUGCACCAACUAUUGCAUACGAUUGUUGUCUAACGCACCGAAACUAGUGCUAGUGCUUUUGUAAUUCGUGUUCAAUUGAUGAAGAUUGUAUAGUAUUACGCAAAUUUGUCUCGCCGUUUCUACACUCCAAAUGUCCCAAGUUGCGUACAUUUCGCCAUACAUCCGAGAGCUCACAACACAAGAUGUGAGCGUCCAGGAGCAAUUGCUGCUGCUCACCAAGAACGAGGAACGGUUCCGCAAGAAUGUUUUCCUCAUGGAACCGUCGGCCCUCGAAGCCCUUGCAAAUGUGUUGAUUCUGAAGCUCCAGGGAAAGGAUUUGACCGAAUUGGAUCUAUCCUGGCUAGAAGUGGGUAGAAUUGUGGGACUAAUCGAAAUGAACUACCAGCUUCUCUACAACAAUGCGCAUCGUUUGGAGUUAUUGAUGAAAAUAUUAACUUUGCUUCUAUUGAAACACGAGUGGACGGAUGAAGGAAUUUUGAAUGCGACGAUCGAACAUUUCGUCGCGGUGUUUCAGAAGGAUUACUUGAAUAUGCCUCUUUUCUACGAUGUCCUGAGGACAAUGAUGCGUGUAGCCUUAGAGAAAGAAUGGCAGCAAAAGGCGUACUCGAAGCUUGAUAUCACGGUACUAGCAGAAAGUCUUCACAAAGAAUCGGUCAAACUACGCGAUAAGGCGUUGGGUGUUCUUCGUCUGUUGUUCAACUUCAGGUCCCAUGCUCCACACAUUGUAAAAUGGUGGGCAAGUGUAAUGCUUGAAAAUAAAAGAAUCUCCCAAAAGCAUAAGAGUUUCAUGCUCUGUCACCUCGUUCAGAUAGCAACUGAACGGAAGGAUCAAGUCGACCCGUUUAUGAAUAUCGUAGAAAGUGUAGAUAUAUGGCAAAUCAUUUGCGAAAAUUGUGCAAAUGUGGAACAGCUGGUUCGCAAAGAAACGAUAUCGACUAUUAAAAACAUAAUGGCGUUUCUGAAGGCGCAUAGCGACAGAAAAAUCAACAACGAUUUGUUUAGAUGGGUGCCGGAUGAUGCCGAAGAGAUCACCAAGGCUUGGCAAUGUUUUAUAACGAUAUUGGAAGCACUGCCCGAAUCCCAGACGCAUUUGAUCGAGCCUGUGUUGCCAUUGGUUGAGAAACUGGAUUAUCUAGCGCCAGAAUGGAAAAACGUUGCUUUGCAACUGAUAUUAAGACACGAUAAUUCGGUGGUUUCCAGCUGGGCCAUUGAUUAUAUGUUGCACAAAAGCAACUUUGUUGCAGCCAGAGAACAGCUAGAAUUUAUUCUAUUGGAAUCGUUAAACAAAACAACCUUAUUCCAGGAUUUCACCACAAUGAAACAACUGUUGAAGGAAUACUAUUCCAGCAAUGAUGCUUAUCGGUUUCUUCUGACACGCUUCAGAGACGUUAAAUGGGGAGCGGUUCCGUUUGCGUGCUUCCUAGAGCUUAUCGACGAGCUGCUAUAUGAAGUAGCUGUUCCCCAACUGGAUGAAGUGCUGAAGGAUUUGGUAGAGCAAUGUAAAUCGAUUAAUGUACUAAAUCUACGACAGUUGGUCGCACUUAGACUCACCAAUAUGUUGCUGCAAUUGGCAAUGCGGGGUGAUAUGUUCACGAUGGUGCCAUUUUCACGAAUCCUGCUUCAUCUCGAGGCGCUGGUGAAAAUUACAAAAAUCAAUUUGAGUGAAAUGGAUCUUUGGGCGAGCGUUGAGCAAUUUAUCGAUGAGGAAACUGUCCGGCAACUGGUCGAUGAAAUGGGACCCUACGAUAUGUUUAUCAUGAGGGAUGUAUUUGAAGCGCUUGUGAAGUAUAAGCACAGGGAGGUCGCGGAACGUUUGAUAAGGUCGAUGAUCGAUACGAAGCUUCUGUCAGCAGUUAGAAUCCUACAACAAAGUGAACAGCUAUUUUUAAAAGCCGAGAUCGAGUUUGAAAUCAACAUCUUAUUGAAGAAAAUCGAUGGCCAUAACCUGGAAUCGCUCAAAGCAUUGGAAGUACUCACAGCACUCGCCCAAACGCCUCAUUUCGUGAAACAGCUUCCAGGAACGGUCCAAAAAAUAUUGCACCUGCUUCCAGCCAGACUCGACUGGUUAAAUUACGAUGCCUGCUCGAUGGGUUGCACCAUUCGAAUGAUUCAGAUAGCAUCCAACCAAGGUGGAAUGAAAACAGUGAAACGCUUUUUGGAUGUGUUUUCACUGGACAACUCAUUUCAGCGGGGUCUAGCGGUCGGCUCCGACUUAUCACAUCGUGUCGAUUCCUACACAGUUCUGGGUGAAAUCUACCUGCAGAUGCUGAAGUGGGAAGCAUUCGAUACACUGACCAACGAUCGGAUAUUUUUGGAUUUUUCCAAACUGAUCGAACUUGGAGGAGUGCAUGUGCUUUUCAAGGCUAUAGAAGCUAUCACGUUUCUGUUGGAGAAUAAACUUGUGAACCCAUAUACCACCGUUGAAAGCACAAGUGUUUCGGGAGUGAUCAAUCGCUGCUACAAAGACAUUUUAAUGGUUCAUCGAAGGACAGAACACUUUAUGAAGCUUGUGAAAAAUUUCGUCCAUAUGCUAUUUGCACCUAUGAAAAGCUACAACUCUCAGAACGAGGACCAAAAUCGAUGGUUGAAGGAAGCCGUGUCGGAGUACGUUAAGAUGAUUAUGGAACAAGCAACUGCAAUUGCUGGUUUGGCGAAUAUUCUGUUCGAAAAAGUGUUGACACUGCCAGUGGAACUUUUGCUGGAUUGGAAUUCCUUUGGGAAGUUGCUUCUCUCUGGAUUUAUUUUGGGAGACGGGCAGAAACGAGAGCAGAGAAUCGAAGAUGAAACAUGCAUGGCUAGUAGAUACUAUCACACAUCCCUGUUUAAACCACCGACACAGUUCCAGGCCGAUACUCGGGUUCGCAUAAUGUGCGCUAUUUUUCUACAUCGUCUCGCUGAAACUACUCAUCCUGACGCAACUCUACUGCUGUUGAAGGUAGAACAAAUGAUAAUAGAGGAGUUCCAAAAAAUCAGCAAAUUGAAAUCACGUUAUUACAAGAAUUCUGUCACGCAUCGUCACAAACUUCGGUUAUUGCAAGCCUUUUGUGUGAUCUGUAAGCUAACCGGAACACAGCCUUAUCCACUGUUGCCAAUCCUGUUACACGAGACGAAUGAACCGAAUAUAAACUAUCUCAUAGAAUUGAUACUCGCGGAUAGUUCGAUUGAUACCCUCACGAUAAUUAAUUCCCUACGGUUGGACAAAGUUAAAGUGUCGGGUAUUCAUUCCGUCUUCGUGAUCUUGUGGUUGAGAUGCUGCAAAACGAAUUCAUUCGAAGUGGAAUACAUAAAUUUCUUGCUUCCCUGGACGAUGGCGCAAAAUUUUUCAACCCGGUUAUUCGCACAGGUAACAAUUUCAAAAUUGAUCGAAAAAUUCUACGUCCAGCUGAACAAACUAGAUAGUUGCCCGUUCGCAAAUGUGUACGCUGCCAUUAACAGCUACGUGAAGGCAGGGAACGUCGAGAAGAAUCUGGAGAAGGUGCUGAAAGACUUCCGUUUCAAUACCAUGUUCGACUACGAGAACCUCCUGACGUUGGAGAACGUUUUCAAUAACAUUCCGAGAGUCUCGAAUAUGUCCCCGGAGGAUGUUGCUUCCACUAGCUUGCUGACAGAGUGCACUGAUGCGCUACAGUUAACCGAGGUGAAUCUUGGUGAAGCAAUAGAUCCCGAUGAGUUACCGAUAGAAGACCGGAAGGAACAUUUAAUGCUCAGCCCCGGACAUGGAGGGUCGGAUCAUGUUCAGAAGAAAAUUGUGCCACUGAAAAGUAUUGAACCAAGCGAGGAGAUGUAUGAGGAUAUACCGGAAAGUGUGCGUCUGAGGAAAAUGAAAAACGACGAGGGACUUAUUCUUAUCGCAUCCUUGGUGGACCGCGCUCCGAACUUGGGUGGAUUGGCUAGAAGCGCUGAAGUCUUCGGUAUACAUCAAUACGUAGUUAACUCUCUGAAAGAAGUCGAGAACAAAGAAUUCCAAGCGCUGAGUAUGACAGCGGAGAAGUGGUUGAACCUCGCAGAAUUAAAGUACUUCCAAAUACCUGAGUAUCUGCUGGAGAUGAAGGCGAAGGGUUACACAAUUAUUGGAGCUGAACAGACCACGGGGAGUUUACCGAUACAUACGAUUCGGUUUCCCAAGUAUUGUGUCGUAGUUUUAGGACACGAAAAGGAAGGAAUUCCAGCGCACAUAAUCUCCUACCUGGAUAUCACAGUGGAAAUUCCACAGUUUGGUGUUGUGCGGUCAUUGAAUGUCCAUGUUACUGGUGCUAUUUGUAUGUGGGAAUAUGUUAGAAGCAAUUUUUUGGGUCGGUAAUUGGUGGUUAUUUUGUAUGAACCAGUUUUAGUUUUAACAUAGGUAAAAUAAAUUUUAAAAGUGUAUUACUAUCUUAAA